AUGUCUUCCCAAAGAUAUUUCGCGAUUGCCCAGCGCAAACAGGAAGCGCUUGAUGCUGCUAUCCCUGCUGAAUGGCGUCUACCCGCUCACGCCAUUCCGGAGGGUAUGCUCUCUAUCGCCGAGUCCAUUACCGAGGGCCCCAAGAAAUAUGAGCGCUUGAGCGUCAUGGAGAUCCCACGGACAUGUGGUCUGCUGUCGGCCGAAGAGCUGGAUAUAACGGAGAACUAUAAUAUUCGGAGGCUGGUCGCCGAGAUGUCUGAUGGACGAUUGAAGGCGGAAGAUGUAGUACAUGGGUUUUGCAAGAGAGCGGCUAUCGCGCACCAGCUAACUCGCUGCAUCACGGAGCCCCUGUUUGACCGCGCAUUGAAACGAGCCCAAGUGCUAGAUGCCCAUCUCCAGCGCACGGGCACCCCGUUCGGCCCUCUUCACGGCCUGCCUGUCUCAGUGAAGGAUACAUUCAAUGUGCAAGGAGUAGACUCGAGCAUUGGAUUAGCUGCAUUGGCAUUCAAGCCCGCUAAAGAGAAUGCCCCGUUAAUCGAGCUGCUUGAAUCCCUCGGCGCGGUGAUCAUCGCCAAGACCAACAUCCCCCAGACACUCGCAACACUGGAUAGCUGUAACCACCUGUUCGGGCGCACUUUGAAUCCUCUUAACCGACAAUGGACUGCCGGUGGUAGUACGGGUGGAGAGGGUGCGUUGAUCGCCAUGCGUGGCUCGAUGGUUGGCUUUGGUACGGAUAUCGGUGGUAGUAUUCGUGUCCCGGCCAUGUGCCAAGGUAUAUAUGGCUUUAAACCCAGUUCCGGACGUGUUCCAUUUGGAGGUCAGGAAAAUGGCCAGAUUGAAGGAAAGGGUCGGAUUGGGUUGCAAGCUGUAGCAGGACCGUUGGCUCGCUCUGUUGCUGAUAUCAAUGCCAUCAUGGCCGAGAUUGUCCCACGCGCUGAAUUGUUCGGGGAGGAUGGGAUUCCAGGCUCAUGGUCUUCACACUCUGUGCCAAAAUCCCUCUCUCCCCCUCGGGGUCUCACUAUCGGUGUGCUGAAAACAGAUGGUCUCGUUACCCCCCUUCCUCCUAUCACCCGUAUUCUGGAUGAAGUCGCCGAGACACUCCGCCAUACUCCCGGCGUUGCAGUUAUCGACAUCCCUCUUCCUUCGGUCCUGCCCAAGUGUCAAGCCCUAGCGGGCCGACUCAUGGGUAUUGAUGAUGGCUCUCACAUGCUUGAUCUGAUCGAAAGCAUGGAUGAAGAACUCACCCCUUGGUUGCAAGGCCGUAUGAAGCGUGGCAAGGAUCUCACCAUUCCUCAGCUUGCAGCACUACAAGCCCAGCGUGCAGAAUUUGAAAAGGAGAUGUUGAAGAUGUGGACUCUAUCAAGUGGCUCGUCUAAAGCUAGACGCGUCGACGCUAUCAUCUGCCCGGUAGCCCCACACCCGGUGCCGCAGCUUGAUCGCUACAAUGCCGUUGGUUAUACAUCUACGUUUGUACUACUGGACUAUCCAGCAGGUGUAGUCCCUGUUCGUUCUUUUGCAGAAUCGGAUCUGGAGACUGGACGGCAUAUGGACGCCCCUGUGCUGGGCAGUUGGGACAAAGCUAACCGGCAACUCUGGAACGAAAAGACAACCGACCGUCGUGUAUACCUGGGCUCACCCCUCAGUGUUCAAGUCGUGACCCCCAAACAGCAUGAUUAUGAGCUCUUCCAAGCAAUGGAAGUCAUCGACCGAGCUAUACAGGGCCAAGCAGGACCAGCCACUGCAAAGCUCUAA
Molecule: messenger RNA, 1752 nt
Organism: Penicillium nucicola
Lineage: Eukaryota; Fungi; Ascomycota; Eurotiomycetes; Eurotiales; Aspergillaceae
Product: putative general amidase
Exons: 3
Coding region: 1-1752 (583 amino acids)
Source: RefSeq, a predicted model, not a curated record